Molecule: messenger RNA, 5515 nt
Organism: Rhinolophus ferrumequinum (greater horseshoe bat)
Lineage: Eukaryota; Metazoa; Chordata; Mammalia; Chiroptera; Rhinolophidae
Gene: B4GALNT3
Product: beta-1,4-N-acetyl-galactosaminyltransferase 3
Exons: 20
Coding region: 382-3381 (999 amino acids)
Cellular component (GO): Golgi cisterna membrane
Molecular function (GO): acetylgalactosaminyltransferase activity
Source: RefSeq, a predicted model, not a curated record
GAGGCGGGCUGGCGCGCACCUAGGAAACCUCCGGGUGGGCAGCGUGUGAGAGCGGGCGGGCGGGCGGGAGGGAGGGAGCGAGGCAGCGCGCCUGCGACGAGGAGAGGCGUGGAGAGGAAAGGAGAGCCGCGCGCGGAGGACACUCGGGGAGGAGGAGCCGGGCUCUGCUCCGGGAGAGACUUGGGGCCGCCGCGCGGCGCCCGCGCUGCUGACGGACCCCUGGUGCGCGGAGCAUGAGCCGGCGCCCCGCUGGAGCGUGGCCGGGGGAGACGGCCUCGGCGCAGCCCUGAGACCCUGGGCUGGGGCUGGGACCCCGCGCGUCCGGGGCGCAGGGCCCGGCCGGGGGGCGGGGGCUGGCGGCGGCCCCCCGGGCGCAGUACCAUGGGGAGCCCCCGAGCCGCGCUGCUCCUGCUGCUCCUGCGCCCGGUCAAGCUGCUGCGGCGGCGCUUCCGGCUGCUGCUGGCGCUCGCCGUGGUGUCGGUGGGACUCUGGACUCUUUAUCUAGAACUGGUGGCGUCGGCCCAGGUCGGCGGGAACCCCCUGAACCGGAGGUAUGGCAGCUGGAGAGAACUGGCCAAGGCUCUGGCCAGCAGAAACAUUCCAGCUGUGGAUCCAAAUCUCCAGUUCUACCAUCCCCAGAGGCUGGGCCCCCAGGACCAAGACUUUGAGCGAGGUGGGAGCAGUAACAGGAGCUACCUGAAGUGGAAUAAGCCUGUCCCCUGGCUUUCAGAGUUCCGGGGCCGUGCCAACCUACAUGUGUUUGAAGACUGGUGUGGCAGUUCCAUCCAGCAGCUGAGGAGGAACCUCCACUUCCCGCUGUACCCCCAUAUCCGCACAACCCUGAGGAAGCUGGCUGUAUCCCCUAAAUGGACCAACUAUGGCCUCCGCAUCUUUGGCUACCUGCACCCCUUCACCGAUGGGACAAUCCAGUUUGCCAUUGCUGCAGAUGACAACGCGGAAUUCUGGCUGAGCCAUGACGACCAGGUCUCAGGCCUUCAGCUGCUGGCUAGUGUGGGCAAGACUGGAAAAGAGUGGACUGCCCCUGGAGAGUUUGGGAAAUUUCGGAGUCAAAUUUCCAAGCCAGUGAGCCUGUCAGCGUCCCGCAGGUACUACUUUGAGGUGCUGCACAAGCAGAACGACGAGGGCACCGACCAUGUGGAAGUUGUGUGGCGACGGAAUGACCCUGGAGCCAAGUUCACCAUCAUUGACUCCCCUUCUCUGUCCCUCUUCACAAAUGAGACGCUCUUAAGGAUGGAUGAGGUGGGCCACAUCCCACAGACAGCAGCCAGCCAUGCAGGCUCCCCAGACUCUGUUCCCAGAGAUGAGCAGCCCCCUGCCGACAUGCUGCGGCCUGACCCUCGAGACACCCUCUAUCGAGUGCCUCUGAUCCCCAAGUCUCAUCUCCGCCACGUGCUGCCUGACUGUCCCUACAAACCCAGCUAUCUGGUGGAUGGGCUCCCACUGCAGCGCUACCAGGGCCUCCGGUUUGUUCAUCUGUCCUUUGUUUACCCCAAUGACUACACGCGCCUGAGCCACAUGGAAAUCCAUAACAAGUGCUUCUACCAGGAAAACACAUUCUACCAGGACAGGUUCAGCUUUCAGGAUUAUAUCAAGAUAGACCCGCCCGAGAAGCAGGGGCCGGAGCAGCCAGGUUUUGAGGACAGCCUUCUAGAAGAGUCCCAGUAUGGAGAGGCGGCUGAGACCCCGGCCUCCAAUGACCGGAAUGCCAGGACGCCAGAGGGAAAACAAGUGCUUACCUCCACCCCUGGGCAGGAUGUCACCGACUACCGCCUGCGAAGCCUACGCAAACUGCUGGCUCAGCCCCGGGAGGGGCUGCUGGCCCCCUUUUCCAAGCAGAACUCCGCGGCGCCCUUCCCAUUGAGAACCAGCAACGUUCCAGUCCAGCAAUCAGAGAAGAGGGAACGAAAACCCAGCCCUGAGCCCAGCCGAGAUCCACCUCAUGCUGACAAGUGGCCCCCUGGGCACCUGGUGGGGAACCUGCCUCCAGUUCAGAGGCCCAGGCCCACGGGUGACAGUGCCAGGAAGACUGUAGGGCAGUCCCAGUGGCUGAAUCAAGUCGAGUCCUACAUUGCAGAGCAGAGGAGGGUUGACAGGAUGGAGCCCCUGGCCCCAAGGAGGGAGUGGCGUGGGGAGGAGGGGGUGGUGGCAGCUGCAGGCCAGGAGGGACAAUUGGAGGGGGAGGAAGAGGGCGAGGAAGAGGAGGAGGAAGACGAUGUGAGUGAGGUGUUCGAAUACGUGCCCAUGUUUGACCCAGUGGUAAACUGGGACCAGACCUUCAGUGCCCGGAACCUCGACUUCCAAGCCCUGAGGACUGACUGGAUUGAUCUGAACUGUAACACGUCUGGCAACCUGCUGCUUCCAGAGCAGGAGGCUCUCGAGGUCACGCGGGUCUUCUUGAAGAAGCUCAACCAGAGGAGCCGGGGGAAAUACCAGCUACGGCGCAUCGUGAAUGUGGAGAAGCGUCAGGACCAGCUACGUGGGGGUCGCUACCUCCUGGAACUUGAGCUGCUGGAGCAAGGCCAGCAAUUGGUGCGGCUCUCCGAGUAUGUGUCUGCGCGAGGCUGGCAGGGCAUUGAACCGGCUGAUGGGGAAGAGGCCGCGGCCCGGAACCUGCAGGGCCUGGUUUGGAGCCCACACAACCGCCGAAGACGUGUCCUGAACGUCCGGGCCCCAGAGCCCAGGCUGUGCUGGCCCCAGGGCUUCUCCUGGACUCACCGAGCCGUGGUCCACUUCAUCGUGCCUGUGAAGAACCAGGCACGCUGGGUACAGCAGUUCAUCAGAGACAUGGAGACGCUGUUCCAGGUCACCGGCGACCCACACUUCAACAUCAUCAUCACUGACUACAGCAGUGAUGACAUGGACGUCGAGAUGGCCCUGAAAAGGUCCAAGCUGAGGAGCUACCAGUACAUGAAGCUCAGUGGGAACUUUGAGCGCUCAGCUGGACUUCAGGCUGGAAUAGACCUGGUGAAGGACCCACACAGCAUCGUCUUCCUCUGUGACCUCCACAUCCACUUCCCAGCCGGAAUCAUCGAUACCAUCCGGAAGCACUGUGUGGAGGGCAAGAUGGCCUUUGCCCCCAUGGUGAUGAGGCUGCAUUGCGGGGCCACCCCCCAGUGGCCUGAGGGCUACUGGGAGGUGAACGGAUUUGGGCUGCUUGGCAUCUACAAGUCAGACCUGGACAGGAUCGGGGGCAUGAACACCAAGGAGUUCCGAGACCGCUGGGGCGGGGAAGACUGGGAGCUGCUGGACAGGAUCCUCCAAGCAGGCCUGGAAGUGGAACGUCUCUCCCUCAGGAAUUUCUUCCAUCACUUCCAUUCCAAGCGAGGCAUGUGGAACCGCCGCCAGAUGAAGAUGCCGUGAUCCUGAGGGUGGCCCGCUGGACCAACCACUUCCUGCCCCCGACUUGCGGCUGCUCCUCCAGCUCCCUGCUCACUGCUGGGGGAGGUGAGGGGAGGGGAGCAGAAGCCAUGGCCGAGGCCUCAGAGCUAACACCCCCACUGCGCCGGGAGCUGUCCCUUCACAUUGAGACAGCUACCAAGGCCCCUCUCUCCAUCCUCUGGGCCUCCAGAGCGAGGCCUUUGGGAAGGGGGGCCCGGAGCAGCCACUGCUCACAGGUGACUGAGCUAGAACAGCUCCUGGCAAGGGCGGCAUAGUUCGGUCAAGGAGGGGAAGACGUGCUUGAAACGCCAUCUGAUCCAUCCUAAACCGAGAGGGGCAUGCCGGCGCCCACCCAGGGCUCCUUGCAGGAGCAGUGACCAAGAACUGGGAAGUCUUCUAUUGGACAUAUUUUAUUGGGGUUUUUAUUUUUUUUUUCAUCACAAAACCCAAACUGUAACUGUCCAGACCCAGCAUUGACUGUGAGGGGGAUGGAGUCAUGCAUUUAGGAAGUGUCCCCACUUGCGUACCUCAGACCCACUCCUGUGUAGAGGCGUGUCCCUCGGUCCUUGACCCGGCAGCUGAUUUAUAAACAGAGGAGCUGGCCCCAAGUGGAGCAGCUCUCUGCUCUGCCCCAGGCUCAUGCCUUCUAGAGACACAUGCCUCUCCCAGGUAGCCACUGAACAGCUGGCCACCGAUUAGGGCAUUAGCCUCCAGGCGGCGCUAACUUCAGACCCAGCAGAAGCACAGAACUGGCAUCAUCUUCCUGGUGCCACAACAGGCUUGGGAGAUGGGGAAACGGUGGGUGGCAGGCUCGUGCCUCGACUGGUGUUUGGCAUAUGGGCCGUGUGGAACAGUUAAGGUGAAGGAGGGAGGGAAGACAAGUCCUUUCCCUCAGCCCGCCUGUGAGCUCAGGCCUGGCAGAGGAAGACCUUGUGGGUGGAAGUAAUCCAUCGACUUAGACCAGAGGGGUGGGGGUCCAGCAGGAGGGGAUUAAAAGGGAAGUGGAAAGCUUGAGUCCUCGCAGCCCAGCUCCCCUGCACUUGCCCUCCUGCAGGGAGAGCUCCAGACGCAGCCUUGAGUGGAAGAGGAAGGGGUGUGAGUGAAACGGGGACCAGGGAAGGAAGUGGUAGGGGGAUGGGUUUAAGAAGGUAAGGUCAGUGCUCUGAGAUCUCUUCCCCAAGUGAAAGGGAGCAGGGCCCAGGAGGAACCGAAAAGCGAAGUUGGUUCAGGGAAAAUAGCCCUUGGCCUUGGUAGUCUGGCCACCCUUUACAUCACCCGACGAUCGCGCUCUUAAUCUUGCACUAAUAGUCCCAGGUGCCUAGGAGACUGGGGAUUUUUCUGCUGCUGCUGCGGCCUCUGCCGCUGCCGUUGACUUCCCCAACUCACCAAUGGUGCACUGGAUGCUGGGUCCUGAACUCCAGUGUCUGUUUAGGGAGGCAAGCGCAGGGCUUCCUGCUGUGAGGGAGGGUUGUGAGGGGUGCAGCAGGGCCCAGGAGGUCAGCCAGCUGGCCCAAGCUCCCUGGGUGCCAGCCCAAGGCACAGCAGUUGGAGCUGCAGGGCCCUGGUGAGCCCUGCCUUCACAAAGACCAUGAACUUGCUAUAGGGGGAAAGUGGAGCCUGCCGAGCACCCUCGAGUUGGAAGAGGAUCCUCGGCUCCCUCUUAAGAAAUCAGGAAGGACAAAGACUUUCCAAUGAAUAAGUUGUGGCUUAUGGACACCAUACCUGCCCCUGGGCUGUGGCUUUUGAGGGCCCCUGCUCAGGCUUCCCGCCUUUGGGAAAGGACUGUAGGGAGCAGGCAAGAGCUGCAUUUGGCCAGCUUUUCUUGGUGCAAAGUCUCUUUCUGGGGCCACGCUCAUCCUUGGGCAUUCACCACGAGGCUUGAGCCAGCCCAAACAGCCUCCGGCUUCAUUUCUGAUAAAAGAGCCAGCCCAGGCCCACCCUGCCCACCACCCCCUCUGCCCCCGGCCAGUGCCUUGUGGUUGAUGUUUGUUACCUCCACACCAUCUGCCUUAAGAGGGAGGACCUGGCAAGGGUCCCUACUCUGUAGGGAAAUGUCUAGGGUGGGGGGAGGGAGGGAGUGGGAUGGUGGGCGGGAAAGGGUUAAAUACAGCAUCUU